AUGAGCUCCAGCCACAGCUUCAGCCAGACCCCCCUGGGCUCCCUGCCAGGCACGGGAGGCGGCUGGGGCCGGACGGGGAGCUUCCCCCGGGCCCCCAGUGUGCAUGGCGGCGCAGGGGGUGUCCGCGUCUCCUUGUCCUUCACCAAGCCCAGCUGCCCGCCCCGUGGAGGGUCUUGGGGGUCCGGAAGAGGCUGCACCCUCCUUGGUGGAAAUGGGAAGGAGACCAUGCAGAACCUCAAUGACCGCCUGGCCGCCUACCUGGACAAGGUGCGCGCCCUCGAGGAGGCCAACGUUAAGCUCGAAAGUCACAUCCUGAAGUGGCAUCAGCAGAGAGAACCAGGAAAUAAGCAAGAUUACUCCCACUAUGAGGAAAAUAUCAGCCGCCUGCAGGAGCAGAUUGUGGAUGGUAAGCAGACCAAUGCCCACAUCGUCCUUCUCAUUGACAACGCCAGGAUGGCGGUGGACGACUUCAACCUCAAGUAUGAAAAUGAACACUCUUUCACAAAAGACCUGGAAGUGGAAGUUGAGGGCCUCCGAAGGACCCUGGACGGCAUGACCAUCAUCACAACAGACCUGGAGCAGGAGAUUGAAGGGAUGCGGAAAGAGCUCAUCCUCAUGAGGAAGCGCCAUGAGCAGGAAAUGGAGGAACAGCACACACCAAGUGACUUCAAGGUCAACGUGAAGCUGGAUGCAGCCCCAGGAGAGGACCUGAUCAAGGUCCUGGAGGACAUGAGGCAGGAGUAUGAGUUCAUAAUAAAGAAGAAGCAUCAAGACUUGGACGCUUGGUACAAAGAGCAGGCGGCAGCCAUGGCCCAGCAGGCAGCACCCCCCGCGGCCGUGCCCAGCAGCCAGAGUGACAUCCAUGAGCUGAAGCGAACGUUCCAGGCCCUGGAGAUUGACCUGCAGGCCCAGCACAGCAGGAAAUCCGCCCUAGAGGACAUGCUCUCAGAGACCCAGUCUCGCUACUCCUGCCAGCUGCGGGACAUGCAGGCCGUCAUCUCCCACUAUGAGGAGGAACUGAGGCAGCUUCGCCAUGACCUGGAGCGUCAGAACACCGAGUACAAGAUCCUGCUGGGCAUCAAAACCCACCUGGAGAAGGAAAUCGCCACCUACCGCCAGCUCCUGGAGGGCGAGGGCAGAGGGACAAAGGAAGAUAUGCGGUCAAGCAUGAAAGCAUCUGCAGCUCCAACGAUCAAGGCCAUAACACGGGAGAGCGUCAAUGGAAGAAUUGUUCUUUCUCAAGUGAAUGAGAUCCAAAAGUACGUGUGAAGCCGGACACAGUCUCUGCCUGUUGUAAGAACUAUUUUUUCCCCAAUGGAAAAUCCUUGCCCAGACACAAGUGGGUGAGACCUAAGAGGUAUCCUCAUAGUUAUCCAACUUGGAAGGUUUUAUUUUUCUCUCUGUAGCAACCUCCCCAGAGGUCCCCUAAUGAACUUACACACUGCUGCACUUUUCAAAUCAAAGCAUGAGUUUGUGAGCUUAAAGCUCCUCUUCCUGUGACAGUUCUCAGACUCCCAUCCUUCUGUAGCCAA
Molecule: messenger RNA, 1532 nt
Organism: Condylura cristata (star-nosed mole)
Lineage: Eukaryota; Metazoa; Chordata; Mammalia; Eulipotyphla; Talpidae
Gene: KRT23
Product: keratin 23, type I
Exons: 8
Coding region: 1-1269 (422 amino acids)
Molecular function (GO): structural molecule activity
Source: RefSeq, a predicted model, not a curated record